Magnolia sinica is the source of this 1560-nucleotide messenger RNA. RefSeq names its product cytochrome P450 CYP82D47-like. The coding region runs from base 1 to 1560 and encodes 519 amino acids. The record is from RefSeq and is a predicted model, not a curated record. Gene Ontology annotation, biological process: defense response to other organism. The transcript is spliced from 2 exons. Lineage: Eukaryota; Viridiplantae; Streptophyta; Magnoliopsida; Magnoliales; Magnoliaceae. Gene Ontology annotation, molecular function: oxidoreductase activity, acting on paired donors, with incorporation or reduction of molecular oxygen; heme binding; monooxygenase activity.
AUGGAUUCACUUCUCCAAUUGCAAGCAAUAUCUAGCCUUUUUGCAUUAGCUCUCUUCUAUAUUCUAUGGCUAUCAAGGCCAAAAAACAAGAAGAGCAAUGCCCACAAGCCACCGGAGCCGUCCGGUGGCCUUCCCAUAGUAGGCCACCUCCUUCAGCUGGCGGGGCCCGAUCCCCUCCAUCGAACACUUGGAUCCAUGGCUGAUAAGUAUGGCCCAGUAUUCAUGCUACGGUUCGGAUCACACCGUACACUUAUCGUGAACGGUAGAGAUGUAGCAAAAGAGUGCUUCACAACCAACGAUCAGGCCCUCUCGGCCCGCCCCAAGAGUGCGUUCGGUGAUCAUAUGAGCUACAACUACGCCAUGUUUGGAUUCGCGACGUAUGGGUCGUACUGGCGUGAGGUCCGUAAGAUCGCCACAUCUCAGCUUUUGUCGAACCAACGGCUCAAAUCGCUCAUGCACGUCCGGGCCACCGAGAUCAGCACGUGCAUGGAUGGAUUGUAUGGGUUGUGGAUUGAGAAUGAUCAACGGCCAGUUAAGAUGGACAUGAAGAAGUGGUUGUAUGGUCUCGCAUUCAACAUCCUGGCCAAGAUGAUCAUCGGCAAACGCUUCUUCGGUACAAUCGACGGUGAUGAUGAGGCCGUUCGUGUGCGGCGAGUGAUGCAACAAGUAUCUUAUCUUGGUGGGGUAUUUGUACCGUCCGAUGCGCUUCCGUUCCUUAAGUGGAUGGAUUUGCAAGGGCAUGAGUGGGCCAUGAAACGAACGGCUGGUGAGAUGGACACGAUCAUAUCGAGCUGGCUAGAGGAACACCGUGUGAAGAGGCAGUCUGAUGGGCCCCACAAUGAUCAGGAUUUCAUGGACGUGCUGUUGUCGAUCCUGGAGAGUGCCCAUGUCCCUAGCUAUGAUACUGAUACCAUUAUUAAGGCCACAGUACUGAUGAUUAUUGAAGCUGGAUCGGAGUCCAUGAGCUCUGCACUGAUAUGGACCCUCUCUGUACUAAUGAACAACCGCCACGUGUUAGUAAAGGCCCAAGAAGAGGUGGACCGCCACGUCGGCAGGGACCGACACGUGGACGACUCAGAUGUCAAGAACCUGGUCUACCUCAAUGCCAUCAUCAAGGAAACGCUGCGCCUGUACCCGCCAUCGCCGCUCGGUGUCCCGCACGAGGCCAUGCAAGAUUGCUACAUUGGUGGAUACCAUAUCCCCAAGGGCACACGUGUGAUGGUCAAUAUGUGGAGGCUGCACCGGGACCCACACGUGUGGUCGGACCCACACGAGUUCCAGCCAGAGAGAUUUCUCACCGAUCACAUGGACACGGACUUCAGGGGCCAGCAUUUCGAGUUUAUGCCGUUCGGAUACGGCCGUCGAUCUUGCCCAGGAAUGCCACUCGCACUCCCGACCGUUCACUUGACACUCGCUCGUCUCAUCCAUUGCUUUGAGUGGGCCACAACAGAUGGUGGGCCUGUGGAUAUGACGGAGACGUUACAGACUACUCUCACCAGAUCAGAACCGUUGGAGCUCGUAUUCACCCCCCGACUCUCUCCUGAGCUCUACAAGCACUAG